Messenger RNA from Suillus subaureus, 4146 nucleotides. RefSeq lists its product as uncharacterized. The record is from RefSeq and is a predicted model, not a curated record. Bases 1 to 4146 code for a protein of 1381 amino acids. NCBI's taxonomy places the organism in Eukaryota, Fungi, Basidiomycota, Agaricomycetes, Boletales, Suillaceae. The transcript is spliced from 18 exons.
AUGGUUUUUGCUGAGGGUCCAUGCUCACAACUGUUGGAUAUGUGGCCAUACAUUGGCAUAUGGCCCCAUAUACGACUUGAACAUGAGGCAAGGGCGCCGCCGAUGAAAACGCAAAAGUACAAAAACAGGAGGAAAGACGGCAGCAGGUACAACGACGCGAGGCCUGUCGAACCGCACAUACCUAAGAAUGACAUUGCAAAAGAGACGCAGAGACUUGACACCCAGGUCACGAAAUGCAAGGUCGGGGUUGCUUGGAUCGAUCUGCUGGAGAUGCAAGAUCGCCUCAAAUUCGGCAAAUACAAUGACAGGCCGCCUAACGAUGCAGAGAUCAACAAACUGAUCAUAUCCUUCAAGUCCUCAGGGAUAGUACCUAUGAAGGACGUGUCAGCGAUCCCGAUCAUCAUCGACAUCAAGCGAAUUGAAAGAGGACUCGCGCUUGCCACUGGUUUUGAUGAACCGGAUGCCGUGCCUGAACUUAAGCUUGUUGACACAGAGGUCGUCGUCGUCGCCUCUGGUCAGCAUCGUCUUGCAGCACUGUGCAAGUACCAUCAGACUCUUGAGGAUGAGAUGGCGUCGUUGGAGAAGAAACGAGCGAAGAUAGCAGGUCUCAAAAACGUGUCAGAAGAACAUGUCGCGACGUAUGAAGCCUUACGAGAGGAGAUUGGGAGUAUCAUGGGACUUCUGGAUGGCAUUGGCAAAUGGGGCGUGAUCGUCUAUGACAGUGACAAGCUGUUGGCGAAGGACGAGACGCUGGCCAUGCAUUUGAGCAGGAACAACACCUUGCAUGAGUUCAAAGAGACGGAAGAGGAGAUUCUUGUAUCAGUGUUCAAAAAGAUACAGGAGAUAUACAAGAACUCGCCUGUCGACAAACGGCUCAAGCUCGCCAAGAACGAACUGCAGGAAGCUCGCAACAAACAUGUCAAAAACGCACGCAUACAGAAGGUCCUCCAUCACGACAGUCUUUGCAUCCUGCUCGCAACGCGUCUUCUACACUUGGGCCCUCAUUUUCGCCGCCGGCACGAGUUCUCGGUGACGUGGCUUGCAAAAUCGUUGGACGUCUGUAUGGGACUCUACGUCUCAUGGAUCGAAUCGCGCUGCAAGACGCUCGCGAUGCUCUCGUCUCGUGCACCAUUUCCAUCGCACAUGGCUGUGCGAAAAUUAGUUGAAAAGAGCGAGAACGGAGACAAAACAGCCAAGGACGAACUCACUGAGCUGCGGAGAGUGAUAACGAGUUGCCUGCCCGCUGAUGAAGGAGAGCUGUCGAUCUGGGCCCCGGUGCUCGACAAGAUCGACUCGCACGCCUCCAUUUUCGCUGACCACGCUGACAUCAUUGAAGAAAUGUCCCCAUCGUACAUCGCAGCCCUAAGCACAUACCGAAACAACGUCAUACGAACGCUGCGACAAGCGUGGUUGGGCAACGAUUCAAAUCGCUCUGCGGAUGGCGAGAAUACGAUCUUCAAGCACCUAGACAGCAUCAUCGCUCGAGUCGCACUUCACCUCACGCCAACAGAGACUGCAGAACGCGCACCUGAACCGCUUCUCGGAGGGUUUUUGAUGGAUUACGCCUGGAACUAUAUGAUCAAGGUCAAGGAGGCCAUCGCUGAGAUCUGCCGAUGGUUUGAGGCGCUGCUGGAUUAUUGGCGCUUCCUGCAUGGCAAGACGCAUGCGAUGGACGACUGGUCGACCGUCAUGCUGUCGAACAUAGCAAAGGAUCCACGAUUCGAAGAGGAAGGAAGCGAUACGGAGGUGAUGCAUAUCAUCUGGGAUUAUAGGCAGACGCUGGUCCUGCGUCUCGAAAAUUGCAUGAUCAGAAACAACCGCCGGCUGGACAUUCGCCCAAAGGACAAGAAGGCGUUCGACGCAGCCGUAGAAGCCUUUAAGGACAGCGAUCAGAUCACGAGUCAAGCGCUGCAGCAGUUGGUGCUCAAACGACGAGGAAAGCAUGCGGUGUCAAAUAGAGACUUGUCGAACGAAUCGCUGAAACUCGCCGGCACGAUGGCCCUCCAUGUCACGGCAUGGGAGUGGCACUCUCUCUCGAUCAAGAAUCCGGCGCGAGACAUACAGCCGUGCAUCAAUGCGAUAACGUUAGAGAGCAAGAUGAUCAUGGAGUAUCGUCCGAGAUUGUUCAAAGACAAGUGGGCGGGCUCGUUGCGGAGGCUGAUCGAACUCGCUCUAUGCAAACGACUCGAGCCCAAGCAGCUGAUGACGUCGAGAAGGGAGCUCUACACCGUCCAGGAGUGGACCUGGUGGGAUGGCAUCGUUCUGAGCCACUUGCUAUCCGACCCGUCGAAGAUUCUCGCCGAGAUCCAUGAAGAACUCGUCGAUAAGCAGCAUAAACAACUGGAACGACUCGCUCUCGAGACGCAGGACCGUGACGCAAUCCAGAAAGCUGUCAACUAUAUUGUCAAUAUGGCGGGAUCAAAGGUGGUUGGAACUCCGCAUUCCAGGAUCUCGGCCGAAGUGUUUGAUGCAUUGGUCAAACUCGUGCAGGCGUUAGAACUGAACACGACGAGAUUACGAACGCGUUCCAUUGCGAACGACGAAGAGCUACUUUUCAAUAUUAAAGAUGUCGUCCAGCUUCAGAUCGUGUUGCCUCCCUGCAUAAACAACGAAAACACAUUGGGCUACGAGGACCAGAGCAAUGACGAUGAUGUAGAUGAUGUAGAUGAGGCUGAGCCGGCGAUCAAACGUGUCCGACAGACGAUUCUAAGGGCACAUUUGUUAUGGCUAGCCAAAAGAGCACAAUCUGGGCAUUUCUCAACAUGUCAAAAAUGCCCAGAACAGGGGGGGUUGGAUCUGGGCAUUUCUGAACAUGUCAAAAAUGCGCAGAACAGGGGAGGUCAGAUCUGGGCAUUUCUCAAUGUGUCAAAAAUGCCCAGAACAGGGGGGGGUCGGAUCUGGGCAUUUCUCAACAUGUCAAAAAUGCCCAGAACAGGGGAGGUCAAUUCUGGGCAUUUCUCAACAUGUCAAAAAUGCCCAGAACAGGGGGGGGUCAGAUCUGGGCAUUUCUCAACAUGUCAAAAAUGCCCAGAACAGGGGAGGGUCACAGAGUACCAGGGUAUCGACAACAAUGAUCUCCACUGGAACCGUUCCACUGGAGGGUCACAGAGUACCAGGGUGUCGACAACAAUGAUCUCCACUGGAACAGUUCCAUCGGAGGCUCGACUCCAUGACAAGACAAAGACAUUAUCCCUCGUCAAGGGGAGUCCAUCCAUAGGUUCAACAAAGCAACUCAACCGUGGGAACUACUCCGAUAAAAAUGCAAAAAUCAAGCAAAAUCAAGCAAAGUCUGAACGAGGAUUCGACCCGGGCCAUAAGGAUAAGGAUAAGGAAUACGAUAGUCAAGACUACGAUAGCAAAAAAUCAAGAAAACAAGCAAAAGACAAGGAUAAGGAUCACGACGGUCAAGACUACGAUACGAUAAGCAAGUCAAGGAUAAGAAACGCGAUAGUUAUGGCUAGCCAAAAGAGCACAAUCUGGGCAUUUCUGAACAUGUCAAAAAUGCGCAGAACAGGGGAGGGGAGGUCAGAUCUGGGCAUUUCUCAAUGUGUCAAAAAUGCCCAGAACAGGGGGGGGUCGGAUCUGGGCAUUUCUCAACAUGUCAAAAAUGCGCAGAACAGGGGAGGUCAGAUCUGGGCAUUUCUCAACAUGUCAAAAAUGCCCAGAACAGGGGGGGGUCAGAUCUGGGCAUUUCUCAACAUGUCAAAAAUGCCCAGAACAGGGGGGGGUCAGAUCUGGGCAUUUCUCAACAUGUCAAAAAUGCCCAGAACAGGGGAGCAAUUCAACCGUGGGAACUACUCCGAUAAAAAUGCAAAAAUCAAGCAAAGUCAAGCAAAGUCUGAACGAGGUUUCGACCUGGGCCAUAAGGAAAAGGAUAAGGAAUACGAUAGUCAAGACUAUGAUAGCAAAAAAUCAAGAAAACAAGGAAAAGACAAGGAUAAGGAUCAUGAUAGUCAAGACUACGACACAAUAAGCAAGUCAAGGAUAAGAAACGCGAUAGUCAAGACUACGAUAAGGAAGUCAAGGAUAAGAAACGCGAUAGACUACGAUACAAUAACUUACGAUAACAAUACGAUAGUCAAGGAUAAGGAUAAGGAUAAGCAGGGCAAUCAUAUGUUAGACCGCCCCCACCCACCCGCCCGUUAG